Saccostrea cuccullata (small rock oyster) is the source of this 592-nucleotide messenger RNA. Its product is annotated as heavy metal-binding protein HIP-like. The record is from RefSeq and is a predicted model, not a curated record. Bases 38 to 592 code for a protein of 184 amino acids. NCBI's taxonomy places the organism in Eukaryota, Metazoa, Mollusca, Bivalvia, Ostreida, Ostreidae. The transcript has 2 exons. Gene Ontology annotation, molecular function: protein binding.
GGACUGGAACAUUUCUAGUCGAUUACAUUAUAACAACAUGUGUUUUCUUCAAAGAAUGUUUAUUUUUGCGCUCUGUUCUGUUUUUGCAACGGAAGGAAGGCUGAAAAAUGAAGAAUGGAAAAUUCAUAUGGAACAAAAACUGGAGGAUAUCCUAUUAUUGAUAGAAAAACAAAAUGUCGUCAUUGAAGAGCAAUCUAGAGAAAUAAAACAACUUAAAAGCAAGGUCCUGUUACUCGAGAGCAAGAUAGAUUUGGCAUCUACAAACAACAAAACGGAAAAUUUCAACAAAACAAUGAAUGACACCGAGAGAAAUAUAAAAGAUAUGAAUGUAAUGAUCAACAUGCACGAUACAGAAGCCAAAAUGCAGGUAACACGUAGAUCUCUUCGACAAGGUAAUGUUGCCUUCUAUGCCUACAUUUCAAAAAACUUUGGAGGAGUCGGUGUGGGUCAAGUUUUUAUCUAUGAUACUCUGGUGACGAAUUACGGAAACGCAUACAGCCGACACACUGGAGCUUUCACGGCGCCCACCUCAGGAGUUUAUGCCUUUUCUUACACCGUCUUUGCUGCCGGUGAACAUGUGGCUGGAGAAUAA